This is a messenger RNA of Corvus hawaiiensis (hawaiian crow), 1262 nucleotides long. RefSeq names its product interleukin 6 (gene IL6). Gene Ontology annotation, biological process: T-helper 17 cell lineage commitment; positive regulation of cell population proliferation; immune response. The record is from RefSeq and is a predicted model, not a curated record. Gene Ontology annotation, cellular component: extracellular region. The transcript has 4 exons. Lineage: Eukaryota; Metazoa; Chordata; Aves; Passeriformes; Corvidae. Gene Ontology annotation, molecular function: cytokine activity; interleukin-6 receptor binding; growth factor activity. The coding region runs from base 156 to 872 and encodes 238 amino acids.
CACCCCCCCGUGUUCUCACGCCGGAGUUUCCCAGGCCAUGAAUAAUCUUGAAGCCCCCUCGAUAAAUACACGUUCAGGGAUGCCCAGAGCUCACUCAACCCGCCAGCCUCGCCGACGAGAAGGGGCCGGGGCCGGAGCCCAGAAGAAGCCGCACGAUGAAGUUUCCCCGGGACUGUGGCUGCGACCGUGCCCGCGCCGGCCGCCGCCGGCCGCCCGCCCUCCGCGCCGCGCUGCUGCCGCCGCCGCUGCUGCUGCUGCUGCUGCUGCUGGUGCCGCGGGCCGCCGCCGCCCCGCUGCCCAGCGCAGACUCCUCGGGGGAGGCCGAGCUGGACGAGGCGGCGGCGCGGCGGGCGCCGCUGCCCCAGAGCCUGCUGCUGGCUCGGCUGCUGCACGCCCGGGCGGCACAGCUGCAGGACGAGGUGUGCGAGAAGUUCACCAUCUGCCCGAACAGCAUGGAAAUGCUCCUCCACAACAACCUCAGCCUCCCCAAGGUGACGAAGGAAGAUGGGUGUCUGCUCGCCGGCUUCGAUGAGGAUAAAUGCUUGAGAACAAUCUCCAGCGGGCUUUAUACAUUUCAGACAUACCUCAAAUACGUACAAGAAACUUUUAUUAGUGAAAACCAAAAUGUUGAAUCGCUAUCCUAUAGUACAGAGCGCCUGGCACGUACCAUAAGGCAGAUGGUGAUCAAUCCCAAAGAAGUGAUCAUCCCAGAUGCAGCUACCCAGGAAUCCCUUCACACAAAGCUGAAGUCCAUUAAGGCCUGGACAGAGAAAAUCACCAUCCAGCUCAUCCUCCGAGAUUUUACUUCAUUUAUGGAGAAGACAGUGAGGGCUGUGCGCUAUUUGCAAAACACCAGGAGUUUCCGUGCUUGAAUGUUUUAGUUCAGGCACAAUCCUUUUGUUACAAAUCUGCCAUGUGGCAGACAACAGUGUUGUUCUGUUUUAAGAACCAGAAAUAGUAACAAUGGUUUGCAUCUAUAUACAUUCCCAUUUCCUCCUAGGAACUUAUUUAUUGUAUUUAAAAUAUUUAUUAGUUUUUAAUAUUUCUUAUUUAUAUUUUCAAUAUUUAGAAAAAAUUUAAACAUAGGACGUAUUUUAUUUCCUAAUGGUACUGUUCAGAAUAUAAACUUAUUUAAUAUGUAUUCAACAAAAAAACAUUUUCAGAACCCAGAAAAAUUGCUGUAUAACUUAUGUUUUUAUAAAUUUGAGAGAUGGUAUUUAUGAUUUACUUGUAUUUUUAGAGCAAAUAAAAGCUGAUUUUUA